UUCCAAAUUCCAAUUGUCCUCUUCUCCAAUCAAUAGUUAAUUAUAUAUAUAUAUAUAUAUAUAUAUAUAUGUAUGUAUAUGCAACAGGAAUUCUUCGUUGAAGAGGAACAAAGCCUUGUUUCUGGUGUCAAGACUGUUGAGUUCUUACCAAUCUUAUUUUGGAGAAAGCAAUGAUGUCUUGCAAAUGAAGCCUUCCCCUCUUGCUUUGAGUGAUAUUUCUUGCAAGAAGGCCUUUGCACUCAUCAUUGAUAUGGGCACAAAAAGUUGACCAACUGAGGCGUGUUUGUCUUUCAUUCAUGUGUUGUUUUGGAUUAGGUGGUGAGAAAAGUGGAAACUGAUGAUUUCCUGAUUUGCUACGCGACCUGAAUUGGUACCACCCUAACACCUCCUCCCACUAUUACCGCUUUCCUCUUUUUUUCUGCUCUUCAAUAUUCCUCGACGUCAUUGUUUCUUGGCGACAGAAAAUGACUGGAAAUCUGAAACCGUUUAAUUUUCAGGAGAAUAUGGGUUCUGAUCAUAGUCUGAUCAGCUCGAACUAUGAACCUGGAGAAUUGUUUCAAAAAGGAGGUCAGAAAUUUCCUGUUUCUGAAGACGCAAACGGACUGCAACACUCGAGCACGAAAUCCGACAGCUUCGUGGUGGACAUGGAACGCUUUUCUCAUCUUAUAGAGAAAGACAUCAGUUCGAAUUCAAGAAUUGGUGCGCAGCGAACCCCUUCAAGACAAGGAUGGAUGAGAGGGGUCGAUAACAAUAUCAACUCAGCAACUCCAGAUUUGAAAGACUUGAGCACGCUUCCAACUUCACCUACAGCUACUUUACAUGGUGGUAGCACGCCCCAAAAGGCAUCAGCGGUAGGGGCGGUGGGAGCCACCAAUCACCACGUCCCCCAAGUCCACCAUCAGAUCACCAUCAAGAAUGGCAGCAUGAGCAGUAUAGCUGCCGAAGGCCAACGUGGUGGGAAGAGGUUAAGUUUCCGGCGUUCUACCCUGACAUCCUUGUUUCAUCCAACAAGGAUACUUUUCAUCUGUGCAACCAUUUCAAGCAUCGGAAGUAUUAUACUGAUUUAUGUAACGUUAACCAUUGGAAACCUCAACGAGGGAGGUGAUAAUGUUCUUGACCACUUCUGAACUUGAUCAAUUGCUGGGAGCUGGAGCUCUUCAGUUUCGGCUUAUUCAACUCAGCGCGCAUGUAAAUGAAGGCUGAACAAGUGAAGUAAUAUAGAGUUAAUUAGAAGAACUUAAGGCAGAAAUGAAUCGAUCUCCAUCGGCUUCCAGCCGAGUUACCUUCUUUUUCCAGACAACUUUUCUAAGUAGCAAAUUCCUAAACUAGAAGACAGCGGCAGAUGUAUAGCACUAGGAGAGGAGUGGAGUUUUCUUUUCUCCUUCCUCCUUUAUGUUUGUUUUUUCUUUCUUUACGUUUGUUUGUUCUUUCUGUAGUCCAGAAAUUCCUGCAGUAUAAAUAGUCCCAUGGCAUUCAGAA
Sesamum indicum (sesame) is the source of this 1479-nucleotide messenger RNA. RefSeq lists its product as uncharacterized. The record is from RefSeq and is a predicted model, not a curated record. Lineage: Eukaryota; Viridiplantae; Streptophyta; Magnoliopsida; Lamiales; Pedaliaceae.